AUGGGUUUGAAGGCUUUAUGAGUCAACUCGUGGUUCAUUGGACCACUUAAAGCAAAAGUUAACUGUUACUACUCAAAGCUAAUAUCCCUACUUCUAACGGCGCCGUCAAAUCAAUACGCGCCAAUUUGGUUCCGAUAAUUGCACCGUCUCUCUUUCUUCCUUCUUUUACUGUUUCCACUUCGGUCCGCACCGCCGCCGACCACCAACGCCGCCGCCGCGCUGUCUUCAUCCCUGAUGAGAGGCGGCUUGUUGUUUCCUUUUCCUGCAACCACCACUACAGUUUCUCACACUUUCCAUAAUGACCAUUCUGCCCCUUAUUCUGAGCAAAAUUCCUUCCGAAUUCCCGUCCAGUCCCAAAACUCCCCAUCGGAUGAUCCAGAGCAGAUACAACCCCCCGCCGACAUCACCCGAUCCAGACGAAUCUCCGCCGCGAUUGUUAAGAUACAAUCUGUUUACCGAUCUUACGUGGUCCGCAAGCUCGUGAAGACGAUCUCAGCCGUCAAUCUCGAAGCCAGCAAUCUGCAACGCAUCAUCCAACGGCAGGAGACGGUUGAUGCAGUGAGGAGCAAUGAACGAGAGAGGAUUAAGAUCAAUGAAGUGUUAAUGGGAUUACUUUUUAGAUUAGACUCUGUGCCUGGCAUCGAUCCAACUGUCAGGGAUUUGAGAAGAAGCGUUAGCCGCAGGAUUGUUGGGCUUCAAGAAAUACUGGAUGCCGUUUCCGAUGCGAACAUCGAGCCUUGGGAUGGUUUCAUGAGGGACUGGGAUGAUUAUCUUGAGAAGAUCGAGACAGAUGUUUGCCGAGAAACUGGAGGUGGAGACAUUGAGAGGUUUUGUGUUGAGAAUUUAGGGUUUCGGUGCCUUCAACAGUUUCUUCGCGACCAAUGGUGAUGAUGGAUGAAAGCAGUGGUGGUUUGAUCUCUAAUGUGUGCUAAAAAGAACUUCAUAUACACAGCCAGAAUUGCAAUUCUCCUCGUUUUUGUGUGUGUGUAUAGAUAAGCAUAACUUUGUGUAAAUUAACAAUACCUGAAAUGUACAUUUUUUCUUGAUUCCUGAGUCGCUUGAUUUUGUGAUAUCUGUGAGGCCAUGAGCCCUCUCGUUUGAGAGUGCAGUGUAAUCAAGGGAGUAACAUGGUCCCCUUGCUCAAACUUUGCUAUAAAAGUAAUACUUUGUUGGGUUAUAGAGUUUAUCA
Messenger RNA from Cuscuta epithymum, 1189 nucleotides. NCBI's taxonomy places the organism in Eukaryota, Viridiplantae, Streptophyta, Magnoliopsida, Solanales, Convolvulaceae. The record is from the annotation of a GenBank genome assembly.